CCUUUCUUCCCGCCCCCCAACCCCAUCGGGCCGCUCGGGCAGGGCCAAGGGCGCCGCGGGACUCACGAGCUCCCCUCCGCGCUGGCUGCAGCGGCGAUGCCGGGCAUGCCUGGCCGGGCCGGGCCGGGGGCGGCCUCGCUGCCGGGGCAGGGACCUCGCAGGCCGGCGCGCAGAGGCGAGGAACCCUCCCGGCGCCAUCGACUCACCUACCCGCGGAGAGGCGACGGCGCGCGCCACUCACCAGCCCGGGCCCCAGAUCCAAGGAGGAGGGGCAGCGGCGCGGGGACCCUGUGGUUUAAUGCAUUCAAAAGGACUAAUACCAUACUGCACCAUUUGAGAAUGUCCAAGCACACAGAUGCAGCAGAAGAGGUGCUAUUGGAAAAAAAAGGUUGUGCGGGAGUCAUAACACUAAACAGACCAAAGUUCCUCAAUGCACUGACUCUUAAUAUGAUUCGGCAGAUUUAUCCACAGCUAAAGAAGUGGGAACAAGAUCCUGAAACUUUCCUGAUCAUUAUAAAGGGAGCUGGAGGAAAGGCUUUCUGUGCUGGGGGUGAUAUCAGAGUGAUCUCGGAAGCUGAAAAGGCAAAACAGAAGAUAGCUCCAGUUUUCUUCAGAGAAGAAUAUGUGCUAAACAAUGCUGUUGGUUCUUGCCAGAAACCUUAUGUUGCACUUAUUCAUGGAAUUACAAUGGGUGGGGGAGUUGGUCUCUCAGUCCAUGGGCAAUUUCGAGUGGCUACAGAAAAGUGUCUUUUUGCUAUGCCAGAAACUGCAAUAGGACUGUUCCCUGAUGUGGGUGGAGGUUAUUUCUUGCCACGACUCCAAGGAAAACUUGGUUACUUCCUUGCAUUAACAGGAUUCAGACUAAAAGGAAGAGAUGUGUACAGAGCAGGAAUUGCUACACACUUUGUAGAUUCUGAAAAGUUGGCCAUGUUAGAGGAAGAUUUGUUAGCCUUGAAAUCUCCUUCAAAAGAAAAUAUUGCAUCUGUCUUAGAAAAUUACCAUACAGAGUCUAAGAUUGAUCGAGACAAGUCUUUUAUACUUGAGAAACACAUGGACAAAAUAAACAGUUGUUUUUCAGCCAAUACUGUGGAAGAAAUUAUUGAAAACUUACAGCAAGAUGGUUCAUCUUUUGCCCUAGAGCAAUUGAAGGUAAUUAAUAAAAUGUCUCCAACAUCUCUAAAGAUCACACUAAGGCAACUCAUGGAGGGGUCUUCAAAGACCUUGCAAGAAGUACUAACUAUGGAGUAUCGGCUAAGUCAAGCUUGUAUGAGAGGUCAUGACUUUCAUGAAGGCGUUAGAGCUGUUUUAAUUGAUAAAGACCAGAGUCCAAAAUGGAAACCAGCUGAUCUAAAAGAAGUUACUGAGGAAGAUUUGAAUAAUCACUUUAAGUCUUUGGGAAGCAGUGAUUUGAAAUUUUGAGGUGACAGGCUUUUAAGGUAUAUUUUGUAGCAUGGGUUGGCAAUCUACAGCAUGUGGGCCAAAUUCAGCCUGCUGCCUGUUUUUAUAUACCCUGUAAGCUAAGAAUGGUUUCCGCAUUUUUAAAUGGUUGGGAAAAGAAAUCAAAGACUAAUAUUUCAUGACGUGAAAAUUAUCAGAAUUCACAAAUAAAGCUUUAUUGGAACUAGCUGUACUCAUCUGUUUAUAUAUUAUCUGUGGCUGCUUUGAAAUGAGUAGUUGCAAUAGAGAUGGUAAAGCCUACAAAGCCUAAUUAUUUACUGUCUGGUUUUUGUCAGAAAAAAGUUUGUCAAUCCUUGUUUUAGAAGAUGGAAAAAUGUGAAGAUCUUUAGAGAUUCUCUUGAGUGGUAUAUCUAAUUGAAAUGGGAUCUUUGUUUGGCUUUUGGUAGUGGCUUGUAUGUUGAUGAAAUCAACUUAGGUAUACAAUAUAAAAAAUAAAGACCCUGAAAAUUGUUUUGG
Molecule: messenger RNA, 1914 nt
Organism: Gorilla gorilla gorilla (western lowland gorilla)
Lineage: Eukaryota; Metazoa; Chordata; Mammalia; Primates; Hominidae
Gene: HIBCH
Product: 3-hydroxyisobutyryl-CoA hydrolase
Exons: 14
Coding region: 97-1419 (440 amino acids)
Biological process (GO): L-valine catabolic process
Cellular component (GO): mitochondrion
Molecular function (GO): 3-hydroxyisobutyryl-CoA hydrolase activity
Source: RefSeq, a predicted model, not a curated record